GGAAACCUCUCAACACUUCAGACAUACCGUCAUUAUACGUGCCUUGGCAGGCCAACCAGAGCAUAUCAAAUGUCGCGGGGCCGGCCGGAGCGUGAGCAGACAUGGGCCCGGCACGGAGCGGGCCGCUUAUCAACGGGGUGGAGAGCCGGGGGCGGCACUUAUACAUGCCGGAGCGGGGGAUUCACACUUCAGACCUUACAGACCUCAUGUCGUUUGUUGGCUUCAUCCUCUGUCCUCAAAUCAUCUCAGGCUGUGCGUCACCCACAUUGCAUAGUUGAGUCUGUAUACGCGUCCUUAGCAACCGCAGUCAGAUCCCCGGCCAUGAGAACAAGAACCGGCCAGGAGACUUAUGCCCAACGGCAAAGGCAUGACUCCCCCAUCCCAGAAGAAGUCUACAAGCCCUGGAAGCUCCCGCGGCAGCAGUCGUACGUCUUCGUGAACAUCGACGUGGUCGACACCGACGCCGGCGAGAUCCGCCCGGGCCGGAUAGUGCGCAUCGAAAACGGCCUCAUCAAGUCCAUCACGCCGGCACCAUCGUCGUCAUCGCCCAACACCAACACCAACAGCGACGACGCAAUCUACAUCAACUCGGCAGGGAGGUACCUGACGCCGGGCCUGAUAGACGCCCACGUGCACCUCGCCUCGGUGCCGGGGACGCCCGACCUGCAGUCGGCCAUGGCCACGCCCGCCGCCGUGUCGGCCCUGCGGCAGCCCUACCAGUGCCGCGCCAUGCUGGAGCGCGGCUUCACGUCGGCGCGGGACUGCGGCGGCGCGGGCCUCGCGCUCAAGGAGGCCAUCGGCGAGGGCGUGUUCCCCGGCCCGCGGCUCUUCAUCUCGGGGCACGCCAUCAGCCAGACCGGCGGGCACGGGGACCGGCGUGGGGCACACGAGGGCGGCGGCAGCGGCGGUGGUGACAUGGGGUGCUGCGGUGGAGGCGGAGGUGGAGGGGGCGAGCUGGACGGCGGGCUGAGCAUGGUCGUCGACGGCGUGCCGGGCGUGCUGGCCGCGGCGAGGACACAGCUGCGUCGCGGCGCAGACUUCCUCAAGUUCAUGGCCGGCGGCGGCGUGGCCUCGCCCACGGACCCCCUCUCGAGCAUCCAGUUCACCGCCGACGAGAUGCGCGCGAUAACGGCAGCCGCCUCGGACGCGGGGACCUUCGCCACGGCGCACGCCUACACGCCGGCGGCGAUCCGGCGGGCCGUCGCGGCCGGCGCCAGGGGCAUCGAGCACGGCAACCUGCUGGACGCGGCGACGGCGCGGCUGCUCGCCGACGGCGGCGUCUUCCUGACCCCGACGCUCGUCGCGCACGCCGCCAUGGCCGACCCCAGGUACGCCGGCUUCCUGCCGGGCGCCAGCGCGGCCAAGAACGCCGGGCUGCUCGGGCGGGGGCUGGAGGCCGUCGGGCUCGCGCACGAGGCCGGCGUCCGCAUGUGCCUCGGCAGCGACCUGCUCUCGUUCCUCGGCGCCGAGCAGCUGGGCGAGUUUGGGCUGCGGGCGGGGGUGCUGCCCGCCGCCGAGGUGCUCAGGCACGCGACCGUCAACCCGGCGCGGCUCCUGGGCCAGGAGGCGAGGCUGGGCCAGGUCCGCGAGGGGUUUGUUGCCGACCUGCUGGUGCUGAACGCGAACCCGCUCGAGGACGUCACGGUGUUUGAGAGGCCCGAGAGGCACCUGCUCGGGGUGAUCAAGGAGGGCAGGGUGUAUGCGAGCAGGUGGUCGAAGCUGCCUGUUGAUGUUGAGCCGGGCAGGGUGUUGCUUGACUGA
Diaporthe batatas is the source of this 1761-nucleotide messenger RNA. RefSeq lists its product as uncharacterized. The record is from RefSeq and is a predicted model, not a curated record. Bases 70 to 1761 code for a protein of 563 amino acids. The transcript is spliced from 2 exons. Lineage: Eukaryota; Fungi; Ascomycota; Sordariomycetes; Diaporthales; Diaporthaceae. Gene Ontology annotation, molecular function: hydrolase activity, acting on carbon-nitrogen (but not peptide) bonds.